AUGGACUCCCUCAAGCUGCGGGCCAGAGAAGCGAUCGAGUCCGCCCACGCCCAGGCUGCAUCGAAAGCCUUCCAAGAUCAUGUCAUGGACAACCCGCAAUCGCUCAUCUAUACCGCCCUCGCCGUCGCGACCUUCAUCUGGGCGUCAGUGUUGAUUGUUCGCCGCUUCAAGCCCAGCAAGACACCAUCAAGACGCGGUUCACCGGAUCCUGAGAAGCCGAGCAAGUUCAAGGUCGAUCGUCCGCCUGGAGUAUGGCCUCCAUCAGACUUCAAGCGUCCAGCCGCCGAGCCGUACCCGAACUGGUCAGUCGACACGAGCAAACCGCGCCCCUACCGGCCCUUCCGCUACGGACCCAAAUACAACACGACCAUGGGCCUGCGCACGAUGGACUGGAACGAGUGGAUCGAGCUAGACAACCACUACCACGACUUCCACGCAAAGAAGGCGGCACGACUGGCAUCGCCGCGCGCCGCAAAGCUAUACCACACCGCGCCCGAGGUAUACGACGGCGCGGUCGAGCUGCUCGAGGAGCUGUGCUCGUACCUGCCGCAGCGGUACCCCACCAUGUUCAAGAAAACCCCCGUCGGCAUGGACAACGUCGUGACGGGCGAGUCGCUCAACAUCGUCGAACGCCCGCUCAAGGAAGACCCGAUGGUCAUGUGCGCGCGCCAGAUCCAAGACGACCUCGCCAUCAUGUUCGAGCGGCCCGACGGCCAGUACUACCUGCUCGCGGGCUGCAUCCUGCUCGCGGGCUUCUGGCGGCUCGAGGACAAGCUGGGCAUGCCGCUGAGCGAGAUCCACACGUCGGCCAGCGUGCCCGAGUACAAGACGAAGCUGGAGAAGGGCAUGAUGAACUUCUUCCGCCGCGUCCGGCCCGAGAACCCCGUCGUGCGCAACAACUACUUCAUCCAGGUCGACGACGACCUCGCGUGGAGCUACAGCAUCGGGCCCGAGGACGGCGAGGAGGGCACCAUCGGCUGGUUCUCCGCCGAGAAGGACCGCGCCAUCAAGCAUCAUUUCUUCCGCAGCGAGAGGCAGAGCUUGAGGAGACUCCCCCGCUCCGGCGGCGUCGUCUUCACCAUCCGCACCUAUUUCCACCCCAUCACCGACAUCUGCGACGAGCCCUACGUCCCCGGCCGCCUCGCGUCCGCCAUCCGCAGCUGGAACGGCGAGGUGUCGUCGUACAAGGGCCGCGAGCGCUUCGAGAACGUCCUGCUCGAGUACCUCGACAAGCGCCACGAGGAGCAGCUGGCCGCCGGCCUGGAGCUGGACAAGGAGGACGAGGUCAGGCAGUAUCCGUGGUAG
Molecule: messenger RNA, 1305 nt
Organism: Diplodia corticola
Lineage: Eukaryota; Fungi; Ascomycota; Dothideomycetes; Botryosphaeriales; Botryosphaeriaceae
Product: alpha-mannosyltransferase
Exons: 3
Coding region: 1-1305 (434 amino acids)
Source: RefSeq, a predicted model, not a curated record